Messenger RNA from Oncorhynchus kisutch (coho salmon), 717 nucleotides. Its product is annotated as ras-related protein Rab-38-like. The record is from RefSeq and is a predicted model, not a curated record. Gene Ontology annotation, biological process: endosome to lysosome transport; phagosome-lysosome fusion. NCBI's taxonomy places the organism in Eukaryota, Metazoa, Chordata, Actinopteri, Salmoniformes, Salmonidae. Gene Ontology annotation, cellular component: phagocytic vesicle; late endosome; trans-Golgi network. Gene Ontology annotation, molecular function: GTP binding; GTPase activity.
CUUGCCAUUUAUUCAGAAUUAAGUCAUUUUCAGAUAACUGUAUGAACUUCAGAUGGGGUCAGCCCAGCUGCCAGCUUUCACGCCUUAGGCCCGCCAGUCACAAGAUCCCGCUGUUACCCUCUUCUGCCCCACUUCUCUGGGCGUUCCUUCAGGAUCGCUGGAGCACACCGCUCCACAGUCUCUUCUCUACCGUUAUCACGGCGUAUUAAUGUCCUACCGUAGCGCUCCGCGGUCGCCAUGCAGAACAAUCACAAGGAGCACCUCUAUAAGAUCCUGGUAAUAGGGGACCUGGGGGUGGGCAAGACUAGCAUCAUCAAGCGCUAUGUCCACCAGAACUUCAGCCCAAACUACCGAGCCACAAUAGGAGUGGACUUCGCCCUGAAGGUCCUUAACUGGGACCAUGAAACCAUACGGCUACAGCUUUGGGACAUAGCAGGUCAGGAGCGGUUUGGGAACAUGACCCGGGUCUACUACCGUGAGGCCAUGGGGGCGUUCAUCGUGUUUGACGUGACGCGGCCGUCCUCCUUCGAGGCCGUCACCAAGUGGAAGGAGGACCUGGACUCUAAACUCACACUGGCCAAUGGGAAUGUGGCCGCUGUGUUAUUGGCUAAUAAGUGCGACCAGGGGCAGGACGUGCUGACCAACAAUGGGAUCCAGAUGGAGAAAUUCUGUCAGGAGAACGGCUUUGUGGGAUGGUACGAGACCUCUGCCAAGGUA